UAAACUUCCGGGUCGCUGAUUAAACUCAACAGUCACCGCCGAUAGCCGCUAACUGGAAGCGAAUAGAAACAUAAGAAAAUCCGGUCAAAAUGCGAACUUCCGCAGUAAAUGUCGCCGUUUUCUCGUUCCUGCAGGUUUUGUUGUCGCUGUCGGGAUUUCAGGAGGUCGUCGAAGCCGCCAGCAGUAGAGGAUUCGGAGAUAACAUCCACUGGAGGACGCUGGAUGACGGCAAGAAAGAGGCCGAGGCCAGCGGGCUCCCCCUCAUGGUCAUCAUCCACAAGAGCUGGUGUGGAGCCUGCAAAGCACUGAAGCCCAAAUUUGCUGAAUCCAAGGACAUCUCUGAACUGGCUCACAACUUUGUGAUGGUCAACCUGGAGGACGAUGAGGAGCCGAAGGACGAGGCCUUCAGCCCAGACGGGGGGUACAUUCCUCGGAUUCUUUUCCUCGAUCCCAGCGGCAAAGUCCAUCCAGAAAUCACUAAUAAAAAUGGGAACCCCAACUACAAGUACUUUUACAGCAAUGCAGAACAAGUCGUGUCCGGUAUGAAGGAGGCCCAGGAGAAGCUGACAGGCGACGCUUUCAAGCAGCUCCACACCGGAGACGAGCUGUGAGGCGGCGGCGGGCGUCGGGCUGUAAGGGCUACACUUCCUCCACCACCAAACGAACCCCUUCCUCUGUUUCUACUCCGGCAGUGGGUCCAGCUCACCGACUGAACCGAGCCAACCCUCAGAGGUGCUUCAGUCCUUCCCUCUCGAUAACCAAUGUUUUCUAAACGCCAUGUUACUGUACUUCCUGUCUGUAGAGGAUGAAACCAACUCCAGCUAGCCACGUUAACGUUCACCUUUUCAACACGCCAAGUUUUUAAACUGACUGAAAUGUUUGAUUAACCCUCCUGUUGUCUUCAGUUAUGGGCACCCAAAAAAUAUUCUUUGUCUGAAAAAAAUUCAGCAAAAAAAUUCCCCCAAAAAAUUCUUCUUCAGGAAGAAAAUUCCAAUAAUUCCUGAAAAGUUUUAUUUUUAAAAAAUCCCCCUAGUUUGGCAAGAAAAUUCUUGUAAAUAUUUUCUAAAAAUCUUCCAAAAAAUCCUAAAAAGAUCUAAAGUGAUUACAUAUAUAUCAGUAAAACUUGUAAUAUUUUCUUUAAGAACAUGAAUGUGCUUAAAGAAACAUUUUUUUUUUUUAGGAGUUUUUUCCCACCAAAAAAAGUUCAAAAAUGUGGACAUCAGAAGUUAUUUUUUUCCACAUUUUCAAACUUUAGAAUGGUCAAUUUUGACCCGCAGGAUGACACGAGGGUUAAAUCUUCUGGUAGUUUUAGUCGAUCCAGUAUUUCAUGUUGAACUCCUCCAGUGAUGUGCUUCCAGAGAUCCUCUACAGUCCGUUGGUUCCGUCUGUGAUAACAUUCAUCAUGUGUCUUUUAAAAGAAUAAUUAUUCAUUUAAUCAUGCCAGUUUCUGUAUAAUUAUUCUGCUAUAUCUAUGUUUUGUUUUGCUGCUCGUGAAGUGACUCCACCCCUCGUUUUUUACUGGCCUUGUUAGACUCUUUAAAUGAGGGACGGAGCGUUGGUUAAGUGUCCUGAUGUAUUUUAUACACGUACACGGACAAGUGUGCAAAUAAAGUUUGUUGUAUUGACUGAG
Molecule: messenger RNA, 1630 nt
Organism: Amphiprion ocellaris (clown anemonefish)
Lineage: Eukaryota; Metazoa; Chordata; Actinopteri; Pomacentridae
Gene: txndc12
Product: thioredoxin domain containing 12 (endoplasmic reticulum)
Exons: 7
Coding region: 90-611 (173 amino acids)
Cellular component (GO): endoplasmic reticulum
Source: RefSeq, a predicted model, not a curated record